Messenger RNA from Stegostoma tigrinum, 3425 nucleotides. Its product is annotated as tissue-type plasminogen activator-like. The transcript has 12 exons. The record is from RefSeq and is a predicted model, not a curated record. Gene Ontology annotation, biological process: blood coagulation; regulation of cell adhesion mediated by integrin; plasminogen activation. The coding region runs from base 256 to 1617 and encodes 453 amino acids. Gene Ontology annotation, molecular function: serine-type endopeptidase activity; calcium ion binding. Lineage: Eukaryota; Metazoa; Chordata; Chondrichthyes; Orectolobiformes; Stegostomatidae.
UGAUGAUGGAAUUGCCUCUGGAAAAAGACUUAUCCAGUUCUUUUCCUCGAUUUUUAAAUACAGUUUACAUUUUAUUUGUAUGCGUUCUUCCACCAACACCUACUCCGACUCAAUGACCCCUUCUGAUCGAAGAGCUCGUCCGACAUUAAAUCAUGGGUGAACACCAUAAUUUUGCGGAACUUGAUUUCAGAUUAGAAGCCUGUUUUAAACGACAAGGUAUAUAUCAAGAAAACAAAGUUCUUGUAAAAGAAAAAAAUGAAGACCCUACAUUUGAUUUUACUGUCACUAUUCAGCAUUUGCACUGAGAUGUCUUUGCAGGGCAAAGUGUUGCAUGCAAAUAACAAACGUACUUCUAGCAGAAUAGACACAUGCAGAAGAGGUGACAUCUGGUUGCGAAUUCACAGAAACAAUAUACAGGAAUGUAAUUGCAAAAGGAAAGCAAUUUGUUAUGAUGUGCGCACAAAAGAAUGCACCACAAACAAGUGUCUAAAUGGAGGAAGCUGUGCACAACAUCUUUAUUCAAAAGAUUAUAUCUGUCGUUGCCCUGAGGGUUAUCUGGGUAAACACUGCGAAAUAGAUAAUAAAUCCCAUUGCAUUAAUGACAAGGGAAAAGAUUACAGGGGAACAAGGGAUUAUACAGUAUCUGGCAAAGAAUGCUUGCACUGGGACUCAUUUGCUGUUCUUAGAAGAAAAUACAAUGCACUGAGAUACAAUGCAUUAAAGUUGGGUCUUGGAAGUCACAACUACUGCAGAAAUCCAGGUCAUGAUAAAAAGCCUUGGUGUUAUGUUCAGGGUUCAAUGUACAGAGAAAACUGUGAUAUCCCCAAAUGUGAAAAAGUUGAGUCAAAGUGUGGCCAGAGGGAGUAUAAAAUGAACAAGAUUGUUGGAGGAAAUAAAGCUGCCAUUGAAUCUCACCCGUGGCAAGCAGCACUCUACGUAAUUGAAAGACGAUCCAAAAGUCUGCAUUUUCAUUGUGGAGGAAGUCUGAUCCAAUCUUGCUGGGUUCUGACAGCUGCACACUGUAUUGACCCAAGAAUUUCUCAGUCACUGUACUUCGUAACACUUGGAAAAUCUUCAAUAAAUGAAACUAGUAAGAAUGAUCAAACAUUUGCAGUGGAAAAAAUAAUAAGCCAUGAAAGUUUCAAUGGUGAUACCUUUGACAAUGACAUAGCUCUGCUGAAGUUAAAAUCUCAAAAUGGGAUGUGUGCAAUAGAGUCUAAGUUUGUCCACCCCAUUUGUUUGCCAUCUAAACUCCCUACAUUUCCUGAAAACACACAGUGUGAAACUUCUGGAUAUGGAAAGGAAAUUGAAUUUUCUCCCUUCUACUCUAAAAUCCUGAAGGAGGCAAGAGUGAAUUUGAUUUCACAGCAAAAAUGUAGGUCUCCUGAAUAUUACGGAAAUAAAAUAACAGAAAACAUGUUGUGUGCUGCACAUCGUAACUGGAAGGAAGAUGCUUGUAAAGGAGAUUCAGGGGGACCUUUGGUAUGUGAAAACAAUGGACGAAUGCAUCUUUACGGAAUAACUAGCUGGGGAGAUGGGUGUGCCCGAAAAAAUAAACCAGGCGUUUAUACAAGAGUUUCAAACUACAUCCAAUGGAUUGAAAAAAACAUGAUUUAGGAGCUUUCAAAUCAUUGGUCUCAAUUUCAGCUGAUCAGUUACUGUAAUUAUUUGCAGUGAAGUUUGUGUAUCUGAUACGAUUAUCCAAGCUACCUCUUAUUCCUGUAAUCUAUAGUUUUGGUGAAGUUUUGAAAAAAAUGUCAUCUAAAGCACAUUUUACAACUGCAGCAUUUUAAGUCUUGUCUGCAUCAGACAACAAAUCCCUUUUAAACUUUGCAUUUAAUGUAGCUAACCUUAAUAAUAUUUUACCAAUAAAAUGAAAAAAAAUCAGCAUAAUAUGUCCAAAACAAAACAGGUGUAGAGCAAAGAGCCAGUUUGUAAGUUUUGCUAUGAACUGUGUUUGGCUUCACAGUUUGCAAAAUGUGCAUUAUAACUUUGAAUUAGUCUCAAUUUAUAUUUUGUGAUUGGAGGGGAAUCAGGCAUAACUGAAUUAUUCCCAAAUGCAAACUUUUUUAAUUUAAACAAAUUCGAAUGCUGGCUAAUGUGCUGUUAAUUAUUUUACUGCUUAUUUCCUGACACAAAAAUGCCAAUCUUUGAGAUGCAAUUUAGGAGAUUACUUGCACGUGUUCUGUGCAUUUGCACUGCGAAAAGGUAGAUACCGAAUCAGACCUCAGCCUACAUCAUAGUGGCAACAAACAACAAACACAGGCUGUUUUCAAACCAAAUGUCAUCAUUUGAUAUAUUUGGUUGAUAUAGCAGAUUGUAUGAAGUACAUUACGAGUCAUUAUUUGGAACAUAAUUCAGCAGGUUAACUGGACCUUCAUUUUAUUGUGGGUCGUAAGACUUGACGUUAGGAGCAGAAGUAGGGCCUUGAACUUUUAGAACCUGCCCCACAAUUUAAUAUUCUCAUGGUUAAGUUGGCCUUUUCUGUCCAUUCAGUGUAAUUUGUUAAGAAUGCUGAUCAUUUUAGUUAGCACUGAUGAACAAUUUUUAAAAGUUAGAUGAGAUCUCAGAUAUCUUGUGCAAAUUCUUUUCCACUUUUAUUUGAGUCAAUUGAUAUAUACGUUAUCUAUUACUACAGAAUGUUUGAAAAGUUUAUUUAAUUUGAACACUUGAAUUAUACUUAAUUUGAUCCAGAAAGCCAUACAAAAUCCUGUUACACAUAUUUAGGUGAGACCACUAAUUUUUUUUGAUGUUACUGAUGAAGAAUUUUAUGCGUGACCAAACCCAUGUUUAAAUUUUGAUCUUUUUCAGAGCUAUGAUAUUGAUCUAGAUUUUAAAUUUUGUUUGGGAUUUAAGAUCAUAUAAUUUUACUUUGUAAAAUUGUGACUAUAUUCUUCUGAUAACUUCAGUUAUGCUUGCCAGUUGUUUCAACAACCAGUGAUUGUGCUUAACCUAUCAAUUGUUAUUUUUUAUUUAAUCACUAAACACUGUAUUUGGCCACUAACUAAAAUUUUAUUUACAGGGACAGUAUCAGUAUUUUAAGGAUAAAUUCACGUGUUCUAAGUUAAUGUAUAGUAUUAAAUAAGGUAUUGUUUAUACAACUUUUAUCAUAAAAAGUACUAAAUAAGUACAUGCAUAAUCCUGUAAAAUUCCAAAUAAAUUACACAGGCGUUUCCAAAAAAAUAGCAAUUGAAGAGAAUGCCAGGGGUUUGGUGUAUGUUUUAAAAGAAAGUGUUGAUUUGUUGCCCCCGAGAUAGUUCCCUUUUGUGCCAAAUGAAGCUGUGAAAAAUCGCCAAGAAAAUUUAUGCCUUUAUUUAUCGUGUUCACUUAAGUAAUGAAAGGAAAUGUCUAAUGCUAUACUAGUGAUAAUACUUGAUAUUGUAUUAUAUGGUAUUUUAAUAGUCCAAUGAUGUUUUGUAUAAGUU